Molecule: messenger RNA, 971 nt
Organism: Pocillopora verrucosa
Lineage: Eukaryota; Metazoa; Cnidaria; Anthozoa; Scleractinia; Pocilloporidae
Product: enoyl-CoA hydratase domain-containing protein 3, mitochondrial-like
Cellular component (GO): mitochondrion
Molecular function (GO): hydro-lyase activity
Source: RefSeq, a predicted model, not a curated record
AUACUAUGAGGCUUACAUGACACUCAUUAUAAGUUGUCUUCGACACGAACAAAAUGUUGCAAUCGGUCUGUAGACGUGUUCCUUUUAAGAGAUCUCUGACUGCCCAGUUAAGCAAGAGGUUUCUGAGUCAAACAAAAGAUGAGAGUCUCACGAUUUGCAGUCAAGAAGAUGGCAUAAGGAGAAUUGUACUAAACAAUCCAAAACGAAGGAAUGCCCUUUCCUUGAAAAUGCUGGAUGCAAUUAAGUCAAACCUACUUCAAAAUGUAGACUCUGAACUUAGAGUUAUUGUCUUGUCUGCAAAUGGAGGUGUUUUUUCCUCUGGACAUGACCUUAAAGAACUGACAGAAGAAGAAGGAACUGACCAUCAUGCCCAAAUCUUUCAUCGUUGCACUGAAGUCAUGACACUUGUUCAGGAUAUUUCUGUUCCUGUCAUAGCACAAGUGAAUGGACUUGCAACUGCAGCAGGAUGCCAAUUAGUAGCCAGUUGUGAUAUUGCAGUAGCCUCCUCUAAUUCACAAUUUGCUACACCAGGUGUCAACAUUGGGUUAUUUUGUUCUACUCCUGGAGUUGCUUUGGCUCGUGCUGUACCUAGAAAAGUGGCAUUAGAAAUGUUAUUUACUGGCAACCCUAUUAGUGCAGAUGAUGCUCUUAAGUCUGGCCUCCUUAGCAAGGUUGUACCUGAGGAAAAAAUAGAAGAAGAAGUCAAUGCGAUUGCUACAAAGAUUGCUUCAUUAAGUCAGCCUGUUGUAGCUAUGGGAAAGUCAUGUUUCUACUCACAAACCAUGAGAGGACGGGAUCAAGCCUAUGUAGAGGCGGAGGCAGUGAUGGUUGAGAACCUGAAGCUUCGUGAUGGGCAGGAAGGAAUCAAGGCUUUUCUUCAAAAAAAGAAGCCAUCUUGACACACAACUGACUGUCAUUAUAUUCAAUUGCGUUGGUUUCGCUUUACUUCACUACGCUCUGUGAUUGGUUAA